Molecule: messenger RNA, 8110 nt
Organism: Parus major (Great Tit)
Lineage: Eukaryota; Metazoa; Chordata; Aves; Passeriformes; Paridae
Gene: EMSY
Product: EMSY transcriptional repressor, BRCA2 interacting
Exons: 21
Coding region: 203-4213 (1336 amino acids)
Biological process (GO): regulation of DNA-templated transcription
Cellular component (GO): nucleoplasm
Source: RefSeq, a predicted model, not a curated record
GCGCAUGCGCAGCGCGCUCCACCGCCAUCUUGGCCCGAGUAAACGCUGUCGCUGCCGCCGCUAAACAAACCCGAGCGCGGCAUUGGCGAACGGUGGCGAGUGAGGGGAAGGGGGGCGGCGCGGCUGCCGCGGAGCCUUCGAUGUACUGGGCACGGCCGGGCAGCGAGGCUGAGCUCUGUGGGAGCACAGACACAAGGGAAGGAUGCCUGUGGUGUGGCCAACUCUUCUGGACCUCAGUAGGGAUGAGUGCAAGAGGAUCCUUCGCAAACUGGAACUGGAAGCCUAUGCAGGUGUCAUCAGUGCCUUACGUGCACAGGGAGACCUUACAAAAGAGAAGAAGGAUCUUCUUGGAGAACUCUCUAAAGUGCUUAGUAUUUCAACAGAGCGACAUCGUGCUGAAGUUCGGAGAGCAGUAAAUGAUGAACGACUAACAACGAUUGCACACAAUAUGUCUGGACCAAACAGCUCUUCCGAGUGGUCCAUAGAAGGUCGUCGACUGGUACCACUGAUGCCACGACUUGUUCCACAAACAGCUUUUACUGUUACUGCAAACGCUGUUGCCAAUGCAGCCAUUCAGCACAAUGUGUCUCUUCCAGUUCCUGCAGAAACUGGAAACAAAGAAGUGGUGGUUUGCUAUUCCUACACAAGUACCACUUCAACCCCAACAUCUACCCCUGUUCCAAGUGGCAGUGUAGCAACAGUGAAGUCCCCCAGACCUGCCAGUCCAGCCUCCAAUGUAGUCGUCUUGCCAAGUGGAAGUACUGUUUACGUCAAAAGUGUCAGCUGCUCAGAUGAUGAUGAAAAGCCCCGCAAAAGACGGCGAACAAAUUCUUCUAGUUCUUCCCCUGUUCUCCUGAAAGAAGUCCCGAAGGCAGUGACUCCUGUCACUAAAACUAUCACAGUGCCUGUAAGUGGGAGCCCCAAAAUGAGUAAUAUAAUGCAGAGCAUUGCCAACUCCUUACCACCACACAUGUCGCCUGUGAAAAUAACCUUCACUAAGCCCUCAACACAGACAACAAACACCACAACACAGAAGGUCAUAAUAGUAACCACCUCUCCAAGCUCAACUUUUGUACCCAACAUCCUUUCCAAGUCCCACAACUAUGCAGCAGUUACAAAACUUGUCCCAACAUCAGUCAUUGCCUCAACUACUCAAAAGCAGCCUGUGGUUAUCACUGCUUCCCAGUCCUCUGUGGGCAGCAGCAGCAGCAGCUGCUCCACUCCCUCCUGCACUGCAAAUACCAUUGCUGUGACUGCUGUAGUGUCAUCCACACCAUCAGUGGUUAUGUCAACCGUAGCACAAGGUGUAUCUACAUCAGCAGUUAAAGUUGCCUCUACCAGACUACCUUCCCCAAAAGGUUUGGUUGGGAAUCCAACUCAGAUCUUAGCACAGUUUCCCAAACAGCAUCAGCAGUCUCCCAAACAGCAGCUGCACCAAGUCCAACAGGCCCAACAGCAGCAGCAGCAGCCACAGCAGCAGCAGCUAGUGCCGUGUUCUGUAGCCCAGCAGCAGCCACAGCAAUCUCAGCUGCCAGCUGGCAUCAAGCCCACCAUUCAGAUCAAACAGGAAUCAGGUGUUAAAAUAAUCACUCAACAGGUGCAGCCCAGUAAAAUCCUUCCCAAACCAGUUACAGCGACCUUGCCCAGCAGUAGCAAUUCACCCAUUAUGGUGGUUAGCAGUAAUGGGACUAUCAUGACAACUAAACUGGUCACUACUCCCACUGGAACUCAAGCAACAUAUACACGGCCAACGGUGAGCCCCUCUCUGGGAGCUCGGAUGGCUGGAACUCCACAGGCUGCUACUUAUGUGAAAACUACAAGUGGUAGCAUCAUUACAGUAGUACCAAAGUCACUGGCUACUCUAGGAGGGAAGAUCAUCAGCAGUAAUAUUGUUUCUGGAACUACAACCAAAAUCACUACAAUUCCAAUGACAUCGAAACCCAAUGUGAUUGUUGUGCAAAAGACUACUGGAAAAGGAACUACAAUUCAAGGGCUUCCAGGCAAAAAUGUUGUCACAACACUGUUGAAUGCUGGGGGGGAGAAAACUAUUCAGGCAGUGCCAGCAGGAGCAAAACCUGCUAUCAUCACUGCCACAAGACCCAUCACAAAAAUGAUUGUUACACAGCCAAAAGGAAUAGGGUCCACGGUCCAGCCAGCCACCAAAAUCAUCCCAACUAAAAUUGUUUAUGGUCAGCAAGGGAAAACACAGGUCCUCAUAAAACCAAAACCAGUGACAUUUCAAGCAACAGUUGUGAGUGAACAAACCAGGCAGCUGGUGACUGAAACGUUACAGCAGGCUUCAAGGGUAGCAGAGACAGGAAGCUCAUCUCUCCCAGAAGUGAAAGAAGAACCACAAACCUACACUGACAGUAGCUCUUCUUCUACAGAGUCCUCCCAGAGCUCUCAAGAUUCUCAGCCUGUAGUCCAUGUGAUUGCUUCAAGAAGUCAAGAUUGGUCAGAACAUGAAAUUGCUGUGGACACAAACCCUACAAUAAUUUACCAGGAUGUAUCCAGUGAAUCUCAGUCAGCUACUUCCACAAUAAAAGCUUUGUUGGAACUUCAGCAGACAACAGUGAAGGAAAAGUUGGAAUCAAAGCCAAGGCAGCCUACCAUUGACUUGAGCCAAAUGGCUGUUCCAAUCCAGAUGACUCAAGAAAAGAGGCAUUCUCCAGAAAGUCCUUCAAUUGCUGUUGUAGAGUCAGAACUAGUGGCUGAAUAUAUCACAACUGACUCAGGAAGACAACACUGUAUUGGUUCACAUUCGGAAGAAUAUCUGCACAACCAUAUAGUCAGUCAUCGGUCCCAGCCCCACCAGUCAUCUCAGCCCCAGAGGACUCUGCUGCAGCACGUGGCUCAGUCGCAGACAGCAACGCAGACUUCUGUUGUGGUGAAAUCUAUUCCUGCAUCCUCCACUGGCGCCAUUACCCAUAUCAUGCAGCAGGCCUUAAGCAGUCACACUGCAUUUACCAAACACAGUGAACAACUUGGAACUGAGGAAGGAGAAGUGGAGGAGAUGGACACCUUGGAUCCUCAGACUGGCCUGUUUUACAGAUCUGCCCUGACACAAUCGCAGGCACAAAAGCAGCAAAAACUGAGUCAGCCGCAGCUGGAACAGACUCAACUGCAAGUGAAAACUCUGCAGUGUUUCCAGACUAAACAGAAGCAGACAAUCCACCUGCAGGCUGAUCAAAUCCAGCACAAACUCCCACAAAUGCCCCAACUUUCCAUAAGGCAUCAAAAGCUAACUCCCCUGCAGCAAGAGCAAGCACAGACCAAACCAGAUGCACAGCACCCCCCACACCAUAUGAUGGCCAAAGAAAGGCAACUCCCUACCUUAGUGGCACAGCCACAGCAAACUGUAGUACAGGUGCUUGCAGUAAAAACCACGCAGCAGCUGCCCAAACUGCAACAGGCACCAACGGCACAAAAAAUCUACGUGCAACCCCAGCCCCCCCAGAGUCAAAUGCAGCUACCUGCCUCUUCAGAGAAACAGCCAGCAAGCCAGGUGCAACAUCUAACUAUAAUGCAAGGGUCCACUGUUACAGAGAUAACUUUUGAGGGGCAUGAACCUCCUUUUGUUUCAAAGGUAGCAGGUGGCAGUUCUGUGCCCAAACUGGCACUGCUGGUUACCAGCCUAUUUCCCAUGCAGGCAUCCAUGGAGACAUCAGUAGCAGAUAUAUUGAGAGUGUCUAUGGUGGAAGCUCAGAUUGAUGCAAACAUAGAACAUACAGUAGUGGAUCCCCCAAACAAGGCCACAUCCACUAGUAAACCUGCUAGUGAAGCAGAGUCGUCACCUUGUACCCAGGGCCCGAGGGUGGCUGCAGUGGGGAUGACGGCACCUUCCAUCCCCCAGCAACAGACACAUACAGAAUCCAGCUCAAGUCCUCCUGCUGUUGGUCCUACUUUAACAGAGAGGAAACUCGAUGCACGAGGAAUACCUACAACAAACCAGUUUAUACACAUUCAGAAUAUAUCACAAAAGAAAGCUGAAGAGAGCUCAUCAGAAAUGGUUGUCCAGACUAUCCCUCACUAUUCCAUCCCUUGUCACUCCAGCUCCAAUGUGGUAGUGGAACCCAGUGGGCUCCUGGAGCUCAGCAACUUCACCAGUCAGCGCCUCGAUGAUGAGGAGACAGCAAUGGAGCAAGAUGUGGACAGUAGCACUGAGGAUGGCACUGAGCCCAGCCCCUCUCAAAGUUCUGCUGAACAAUCCUAAGGAAUUGGGACGCUGGAGUGCACUUUAAAAUAUCUUGGGAUUUCAAGCAUCCAAGAUGCCCUUCUAUUGUGAUGUCUUAGAGCACUUUGCCUAUUAGAAUUGUUCAUUGGACUCUUGAAGCAUCAGUAUUGAAAAAGCUGCAUCUUAAAAAUGGUUUUGGGAAAACAAAGAAGACAUGAUGUGUAGUUACCAAGAUUUAGUAAAUCUGUGACAGUGGAAUGUACUCCUGUUCAAAAACUAAUCUGCUGUUGAAGCCCUUGCCCAGAUACCAAAACAGCUUUAAGUGAAAAGGGAUCAUUAUUUUGCUCUGUCUUUUUAGCUGUUGAGCAAAACACCAUUAAAAAAAUGAAAUCAUUUAAUAAAUAUUUUUAUUUUCAAAUAGCAUGUGAGAGAAAAAAAUGUCUCUGACAGUGCUGGAAAAGCCCUAAGAAUUGUGGAAUUGGCUAGCUUUCUUGCACUCAUGCUCACUUAAACAUUUUUUUCAGAAGUUUAAAAUGUUUUUUUUUAAAUUCUUGUGGGUGAAUGUUUGGAAAUAAGCAAAACUGCUAACUGGUAGCGAAGUGGAUUUGCUAGUGGAGUUUUGUUUUCGUGCUUUACAAGAAGUAGGGUAAUCAUAGACGAGGCAUUUCUUUGUGCCAUAAACACACAAGAUGCUCAUCUACUCUAGUUAACCUUUGAUUAUUUAUUUAAAUAUAAAUUUUAAAGUGAGACAAGUUGAAAAACUUCCUGUGAAACAGGCAGUUGUAUUAAUUCUAGUACAAACCAUGGAGAAUGAGGUGUCUUUUGCUAUUAAUCAGUUUUUCAAAAUGGGGGAUAAAUAGUUCAACAUCUUUCCAAGUUGAACUUGAGAAUUUAGAAGUGAGCUAACACUUUUAAAAAUCUAUAUUUUACUCUUACAUGCUGUUUUUAAAGUUGAACAUUUGGGGAGUUUAAAAGCUGAAAUGGGUAUACAAUGGUAGGUUGUAUAUUACCUUGCUAAUUACAGGGCAAAAUUAGCCUUAUGCCUUGGCUUGUUGAAGCAAUACAUUGGGGUUUUGUGAUAGUUACAAGUCACAGAGAGUGGUUUGGGCUCAGAUGGGACAAGAGAACCAGUUUUAAGACAUUCUGGUAAUCAAGACAAUACAUUUUUUUCCAAUAUGUAUAUAAAACCAUGUUUUUAACUGUUUUGUAUAGAUUUCACCAUAAAUAACUAAGCAUUUUAUGACUUUGACAUAUCAUUUAAUUGUAUAUACAUGUAUAAGCCUAACUGCCGAUGUUUUGGUGCUGAAGUACUGUAAGUAGAUUUAAUCCAAAUUCUAAUAACAGCUUUUUGCGUCAGUCUUUUUUUUAAGCUGUCAUUUUACUGUUGAUAUUGUAGCUAAGGUUAAAUUCCAGUUGGAGUAACUCAAACUAAAAUAUACAAACCCUAAAAGCCAUUUAUCUUACUCAAGUAUCCACCUAUGUUAGAACUCUCAGUAACCCCUAGAGGGGGCUCUUGGUUUUCUCUAACCUCAAUUGUCUUCUAAACUAAGACACUAGGACCUUUUAUAUUCUUUUUUUCCUUCUGUUUUCUUUUUCCAUCAACGCUAGUUCCAAAAUAAUGUAGUUUAUAAUUGUGCAGAAAUGUCCUGAUAAAUUUGACAUGCAAAUACUGAAUAAUGGGUUAUGAAACGAAUGAUUUUUGUGUUACCUUUGUAUUGAAAUAAGUAUUGGUUUGGGUUCUGCUGUCCAUAGUGCUCAGGAUUGAAGAGAAUAAUAUGUUAUAAAUUAAACAUUCCACAUUUCUUUCUUUAGCUAAAUAAUAACCCUGCCAGUAUGUCAUUGUAGGUAGUUCAGGUUUUGGUAACUAUUUGGGUGAUUUUACUCUUGAUGAAAAUGAAAUCAUAGUAAUCAACAAAAGUGAAGAAGUUAUGCUCCAAGUUGUGAAAGUUCCACAUUGCUACAGAAUGACAAAAAGUGGCUUAAUACUGAUGUUAUUGGCAGUGGACAGUCUGUAGUGCUUUGCAUAAGUCAGCAUAAGGAAUGAUCUGUAUUUCCUUACCCAGUUGUGAAAGGCCCAAAGCAGGUGACACACACAUUUCUUCUGGCUUGUAUCAAAUUCUCAUUGCCAUCUGGGCUCUUGCAGUGCUUUGAGUGUGCCUGGCAUAUCUGGAACUGGAAGGCCAUGAGAGUAUAAGAGAGAGCAAGAUUUUUCUUAAGCAUUUAUGACUAAGAACAUUGCCCUAAGUUACAGUUUCAGUUUUAGGUGAAGGCAUAUGCUCUCCCCAGCCAAAAAUAGAUACCAAGAAACGGCCUAAGGUGAAUUCAACACCUCAUGCAUUCACUGUAUUUAGUUCUGGUCCAAUUUAUUCUUAUUUUAUGUAAGACUUUGUUUGCCUCUUUAGUGAUGACUGGAGCAAAAGUAUGGACAACUACAGCAGACUAUUUGACAGUUCUUUGAAGACAGCAAAUUGUUGAAAACUUGUCAUGUUUCUAUAAGAAGUGAUUGAUUUAAAGUUGGCAAGUUGAAGCAUAUGGUGUGGAUGUCUAGGGGUGAUGUAAGAAAUUUAGAAGAAAGAACUUUGGUAAUCAGUGUGUUCAUUCUUGACACUCUUCUCUUGCUGCUUUCCCAAAUUGCAACAUGUUUUUCUUCAGAUUCUUUUAUUGAAUUUGUCUGUUUCAGCACUUCAUCAUAUGAGUACCUUUACAAAUAAGAAAUAGACAAGAUGAGCUAAAAUGUAGGUAGAUAAGUUGUUUGGGGUUUUUUUAACUUGAUUUAUUACGACACUAAGACAAGGUGCUUGGAGCAUUUGGUCUUCUCUCCUUUGCAUAAACUCCAAUAUCACUGCCUAUUCUUUUGUUCUCCCUGGCAGAUGUGCAGCUUUUUCUUACCUGUCCCUGGGAUACUUCAUCAUCCUGCAGCAAUGUAUCCACUUCUCACAGCCCUAUAAAUAUCAGCAAACUGCUAAAAUAAAGCAUCAGUAUGUAAACUAAUAUUUGCAUAUCCCAUGUCCCUCAUAAGCUGCAUCUUUAUUCCUGAAAUUAAUUUGAUGUCCUUCCUUGGAACAGAAGGAAGAGUAGGUAUGGCGGUGAUAAUUUUUGGUACUGGGAAUUAGCAGGCAGUAGGCUUGUAUGUUAUCAGAAAACUGUGGAUAAAUUGUAGAGCAAGUGAAAUGGCAUUAAUGAGUUGCUUUGAAUUCAGCAGUUUAAAGAACGUGCUCCAGUACUGCAUUAACACACAGGAAUUUUCAAAAAAGGAUGGUAAGAAAGUGAACUGAAGUUAGAGGAAGUACUGAAACUUGGGGGAAUUUAUGUGUGCUUUAAAGAUGCAGGAAGUCACAGAAGACUGGAUGUUUUCUGGAAAGGUUAAACCAUUCUGGUAAUUGUGUUUUCAGUCUCGUUCUUUCUCCUACUGACAAAACUAACUUUUGAAAUUUCAGGGCAAAAUAGAAAAAGGGCCCUUACCUUUGAACAGAACACAUGACUAAAUCAAUGGGAUUAAAAAAAAACAAAAACCAAACAAACAAAAAAAACAACCUCCCCAAAAAAAAUACAAAAAAACCCAACCAAAAAAACCACAAAAACCCCCCAAAAAACCAAAAACCAACACCAACAAAUAUUUAUCUAAAACCUUCAAAAAAAUCAAAAAUCUUGAAUUAAGAUUAUGUGCUUUUGUUUCUAAUGCAGAAAUAGUUCCUGAAGUCUAAUGGUUUCAUAGGUGAAGGUUGUUGUGCAUCCCCCCAGGUGCACAUAAAAGGCAGAUGAUUUCAGCUUGGCAACAUUCAAUCCAGAGAAGACUGAUCAUAAUUUAGGAUCAUGAACUAGAAAAAUACUGCUUUGGGGUUUUCCUGUAUUUGAAAAAAAGUAUGUUUAGCACCUGUAUCUGUGCUUGGCUCCUUUCCAUAAGUUUUGAAGUAAACCAUGGAGAAUGUUUGCUAA